Melampsora larici-populina 98AG31 is the source of this 1350-nucleotide messenger RNA. RefSeq lists its product as uncharacterized. NCBI's taxonomy places the organism in Eukaryota, Fungi, Basidiomycota, Pucciniomycetes, Pucciniales, Melampsoraceae. The record is from RefSeq and is a predicted model, not a curated record. The annotation marks the transcript as partial. Gene Ontology annotation, molecular function: microtubule motor activity; ATP binding; microtubule binding. The transcript has 4 exons. Gene Ontology annotation, biological process: microtubule-based movement; mitotic spindle organization.
UUCAGUUUCGAUCAUAUCUUUGGACCAGAAACCGAUUCACAAUCAGAAAUCUAUCAAACCUUGCUAAGAAAGAACGAUUUGAUCAAAGGAUUCUUGAACGGAUUUAAUGCUACUCUUAUUGCUUAUGGACAAACGGGUACAGGUAAAUCAUAUACGAUGGGAACCGGACCUUCAUCGGGUACGAGAGCUGGAAUCAUUCCUAGAGCAUUAGAAGAUAUUUUUAAUUUGAUUGAGAAUCCAUUAGAAGAUUCAGAAUGGAUUGUUGAACAAACGGUUGUGAAGGUCGCCUUUUUAGAAGUUUAUAAUGAUGAACUAGGAGAUUUUCAUCUAGGCAACGGACGAAUCCCAUCCCCUUCACCUCAUUCUUUUCCAAGCAUUCAAAUUAGAGAAGAAAAAGGAGGAGGAAUAAGUUGGACAGGAUUAAGAGAAGUGAUGGUGAAAGAUUCGAUUGAAGCAUUAGACCAAUUACAGAUUGGGUUAGGUAGAAGGGUCACGAAUGCUACUCAGAUGAAUGCUCAGUCUUCUAGGUCUCAUGCUAUCUUUUGUUUGAUGCUCGAUCAACAGUUGAAACAUAAAUCUAAUCAGGUCGUCUUGAGAAGGAAAAGCAAGUUUAAUUUUGUGGAUCUGGCUGGGUCUGAACGGGUUAGGAAAACUAAGGCUGAAGUAGGUGGAGAAAGGUUUAAGGAAGGAGUGGCCAUCAAUUCGGGUCUUUCGGCAUUGGGAAAUGUGAUUUCGGCACUUUCGAAUUCAUCGAAUUCGACUUCUUCUCAUCAUCAUCAUAUUCCUUAUAGAGAAUCAAAGUUGACUAGGUUAUUACAAGACAGUCUUGGUGGGAAUUCGAAUACGAUGAUGAUUGCAUGUGUUUCGCCUGAACUUUCGAAUGUUGGAGAAAGUAUGAGUACUUUGAGGUAUGCUUCUAGAACGCGAGAUAUCAAGAACAAGUUAACAAUGAACGAAGAGAAAGUGAACCCGUCCACGGCUCAUGGAAACAGUGGUAGUCAUAAACUGAAUGAGAUUGAAAGAGAAGAGUUAAAGAGGUUAAGAACCCAAGUUUUAGAACAAGAACAAAGUUUAGAAAUAGCCAUCAAACCGAUCAUAGAAGAGUAUGAAAAGACAUUGAGGGUGAUGGAAAUUGAGUUGAAUGAGACUAAAGAACAUUUGAAGAUUUGUUUGGUUGAGUGUGAGGAUUUGAGGAAUAGGGUUGGGAAUGAUGAGUUGCUUCAGAUGGCUAGAGAUCGGUUGGGUAGAAGGAACACUGGGAUGGGCAACGGGGAGGAUGGGGGGAGCGAUUGUGGGUCUGCGUUGGAUUUCUUGUUGGAUAGGAAAGAUGAUGAUUUGGAUUUGAUUUGA